AUGAGUUUAGAGGUGUUCCCCGACGAGGCGGAGAAUUUCUAUACUCUUCGGAUUUUAUCGACUGAAGUAGUUGAUGGUAUAGCUCUAUUAAAAGUCUCUGUCUCGUCUAUAGAAUUAAUGUGGACCAUAUACCGACGAUGGGAUGAGUAUGUGAAGUACUUAAUAUCCCUUCAGCGGAUCACACCUGUUCGUCUUAUAGUAUUUAAAGAGCAAAACCAAAGUGUAGCUCUUUCUUCUAAGACUUCCUUAGAGAGUUCCAUCAGUUUCUUACAGAAUUCUACGCACCAGAUUUUAGCCUUUGACCAAGUUCAAGCGGAAAUCGAGAAGUCAAGUUAUUUAUUUGAUUCCUUCGAACCGUCUUAUAUAACACUCAAAGUCAUCCAUCAAGGCUUCCUCGAAGUCAAAAGUAGUUUGUCGAGGUAUGAAGACCCCUUCACAAAGGCCUUUGCAGUGCUUUCUGAGUCGAACAUCUUUUAUAUGUAUCACUCACCAAGUGAAUAUUCCCUUCCUCUUUUCCAAGCGACUCUUCCGUUUCUCUCGUGUGUGACUGUCCCGGAGAAUUCAAAUUACAUUUUCGUCCAAAUUUCACAUAAAGAAAUUUUGAUGUUAAAAACGCCAAAUUACAUCGAGACGGAGUGGUGGAGCAAAUUCUUCAUGCGGAGUGUUUCUAAGAGUCAUGUCCCUGGUAUCAUUAAAGACGCAUUUAAAGCUAUUUCCAAUGAGAGUCAAUCCACCUUUGAACAUUGCUGUCAUGAGUAUAAUCCACACAAGAAGAAAGUCUUGCGCAAUGAAGUGAAGAAACAAAUGCAGAGUCAAAACGUCUCCGAAGCUAUCACUAAAUUAAAGAAGAAAAACAUCAUUAAAAACGUCGGCGAAUUCGUCGAGUUAUCCGUCCAAGCCUUAACCGGCGCUACUCUCCCUAACAUACAAAGCGCUUUAAACUCUUUCGUCUGUUUAACAGUCAACGACGUCGUCGUGACUAACUCCUCUAACAUCAAAGACGUCGCCUUGACCAGUGCCGACGUCGUGAGGAUCCAACCCAUUAACAAGGAGAUGCAAAUGCUCUUCGACUCGACCGUUCAAAAUGAAGCCAAAUUUUUAACUCUUAAAAACGCUAAUGAGACUCCCAAAACUCCUGGGAAUCUCCCUUUGGUCUAUUUCCCGAAUGAACAGCUUGUAAUGGUCUAUUCUAAUAUCGUCCACAUCCACACGAAAUACGACUGCGGCCCCCCGACAUGCUGUACCGGGUUGGACCCCAUUCCCGGGACGAUUCUUAUAACGUCUGCGCGCCUCAUCUUUCGUGUUCAAAGACAGUCUGGUACAAGUGAGUCUGAUGGGUUGUUCAGUUCAUUUCAUGGGAAGUGUAAAGAAGAGGGCUUUGAGAUCCCGAUACCUCUCUUCUACCAAAUUCGGAAGGAAAAGAUAGCACUGCCGACUGUUGGGAUCUUCUCGUGUGUGAUUGUUAAGUGCAAGAACUUCCACAGCUUUGUGCUGGCGUUCUUUGAUGGGGAGAAGGCGGACGAAUUGGAGCAGAUUGUCAUUAAAGCGGUGAGUCGUCGGACGAUGACGGAGGUCUUUUACUUUAAAGGAGUUUACGAAGGCCCAAAUUACUUGAAAGACUUUGAACGAAUGAAUUAUAGAAAAGCGGGUCUGUCGUUGUAUGAAAGUGGUGUGAAAAGCUACCCUUCACGGAUUGCUUUGCCAUCACAGAUGACGCCGGAAGACAUCUUACAGAUUGUGAACUUCAGAAGUAAAGGGAGGAUCCCCGCUAUGAGUUGGUGGAAUUAUGAGAAGAAAAUGUACCUCUUACGAAGCGCUCAGCCCCUUGUUGGCUUGACGACGACGCGGAAUUUUGCGGACGAGAAAUUAGUUGAAAUAGCACGGGGUAUGUCGGAAAGCCAGAAGAUGACGUUUGUCGACUGUCGGCCGAAGUUGAGUGCGUCGGCGAAUAUGAUUAAAGGGAUGGGGUAUGAAGACUCACGGUAUUAUGAGGGAAGCGACGUCGUCUUUUUGGACAUUGAUAACAUCCACAAGAUGCGAGAGAGCUAUAACCAACUGUUCUCUGCGAUGCGGAGAAUCUCUUAUGCACAUGUGAGUAUGACGGAAGGGAUGAAGAUCGUCGCGAAUAGCAAGUGGUUGUAUCACAUCAGUAAAAUACUGAAAGGAACCGUCAUAGCUAUCAAUCGAAUGAUUCAAGGAAGUACUUUACUUGUCCACUGUAGUGAUGGAUGGGACAGAACAAGUCAAAUAGCGUCGUUAAUUGAAAUUGUAGUCGACCCCUUCUAUAGAACAAUUGAAGGGUUUCAGGUUUUGAUUGAUAAGGAGUGGAUCGCAUUCGGACAUAAAUUUAAAGACCGGUGCAGACAUCUGGUGUCUACGCAAAGCAUGAACGAGUACUCACCAGUCUUCUUACAAUUCAUCGACUGCGUGUUCCAAAUCAUGAGAGUCGCUCCAAAGGAGUUCGAAUAUAACGAAAACUUCUUGAUGGAAAUAGCUCAACAAAGCUUCUCGUGUUAUUUCGCGAAUUUCUUGUGUAAUUCACAGGAAGAAAUGAACUGUAAAGCAGAAAGCUUGUGGAACGUCAUCAAUAAGGAAAAUAUCCGAUUCAGGUUUGUUAACCCAACGUAUAAGAAAUCGGAGAAAAUGCUCAACGUGAAUGAUAUCGAAAAAAGUGCUCCAGUGUUAUGGAGGAAAUUUUAUCAGUCAUAUUUUCGAUUCCAUUCAAUGUAA
Molecule: messenger RNA, 2730 nt
Organism: Entamoeba invadens IP1
Lineage: Eukaryota; Evosea; Mastigamoebida; Endamoebidae
Exons: 1
Coding region: 1-2730 (909 amino acids)
Biological process (GO): dephosphorylation
Molecular function (GO): phosphatase activity
Source: RefSeq, a predicted model, not a curated record